Rhipicephalus sanguineus (brown dog tick) is the source of this 1399-nucleotide messenger RNA. Its product is annotated as adenosine receptor A3. Lineage: Eukaryota; Metazoa; Arthropoda; Arachnida; Ixodida; Ixodidae. Bases 1 to 1083 code for a protein of 360 amino acids. Gene Ontology annotation, biological process: G protein-coupled receptor signaling pathway. The transcript has a single exon. Gene Ontology annotation, cellular component: membrane. The record is from RefSeq and is a predicted model, not a curated record. Gene Ontology annotation, molecular function: G protein-coupled receptor activity.
AUGAGUGCGAUUAACGUUACAUCGGCAGAUUUCAAUGUAACCGCGAGGUCUCCAUUAGAAGCGGCCCGCGAUGUGUACCGCCUCGCGGUUCCCGUCAUGCUUGUCGCCUGUUUAAUGUCGAUGGUCUUCAACAUUGUUAUAGUCGAGUCGGUUCACUGGCUGCGCCGCAGUCCUAGCCCGACGCUGUGCUUCAGCCUCAGUUUGUCAGCGGCGAACGCCUACGCGUCUCUGGUGCUUGGCGUCGGUCUCGUAGUGAACAGCCUUCUUCCGACCUUGUACCACAUCCAGCCUCCGGCCUGCUGGGCGCUGUCCCUGGAAGCAUUCCGGUUGACGGGUCUCAUCGCGUCAGUAUUUCACCUGCUGGCCCUCGCCGUGAACCACUACAUCGGCAUCUUGCGGCCUCUCCACUAUGCUGCAACUGUGACUCGACGCACUGUAUGGCUGACAACAGCAGCGAUGUGGCUUGUGCCCCUCUUUUUCUUCCUCUUGUACUUCAUAAGCGUUCCGGGGCAGGGAUUCCAGGUGGCAAACUGUCGCUACGACUUCAUCCUCUGGAGCCCAUUCCGCGUCACACUCUCCGGACUUUUCUUCAUUCCACUGGUACUCAUGUGCUUCAUAUACACACACAUCUUCGUGCUGGUUCGGCGCCACCAAAUGGGAACGGGCCUCUCCGCCCAGAUUCCGGGACAACUUCGCAGAAGCGUGAAGGCCGUCUACACCACGCUGCUGAUACUCGGCACUUACCUCAUAGGAUGGAUGCCGGCCGUACUCUUCUACGUACUGACAUGCCUCGAUUGUCCCUUGCCGAUCACAUCGUUGUCCUUCGACGUGCGCCUCACCUUCGGCAUACUCACCAACACACUCGUGUUGAUCAAGUCUUUUGUCGAUCCAGUCAUCUACGUAGUGCGCAUGCGUGAAAUUCAAGAGGCCUUCGUACUUAUGUGGAAGUCUCGCUGCGGCCUAGUGGAUGUGGCCCGAUCUUCGGUGGACCUCAUGCGGAUGGCUCACUCCCGCACAGACACGCAACGCAUUACGACCAAUGGGUCGCAGCACAAACAGCGCUGUAUUGCCCAGUUCAGCUAGCCCGACCGACAGCGCGGCGGACGGACAUCAAAGCAGCGGCAAAAUACCGCCGCAACAGCCUUGUAAACACGGUGUCGAGGCUCUCUCCGAGAUGUUCGAUGAACGGCUACCUAUAUAUCGCCAUCAGAAGAUGAAGACAGCAAAUAUUUGAAUAACGGUGUUAGAAAGACGAGGCGGGUGACGGGGCAGCUCGUCGGGACGAUUCCUCAUUGACCUGUCUCUACAGGAGCCAAUACAAAGCUUUCCAUCAGGUCAGUGUCCUAAAGCAACAGGGCACUUUACGUUUCUUUGUUUAUUAAGUGUGAAGAUUAUUUUA